Vespa mandarinia (Asian giant hornet) is the source of this 2063-nucleotide messenger RNA. Its product is annotated as solute carrier family 2, facilitated glucose transporter member 5. The record is from RefSeq and is a predicted model, not a curated record. Lineage: Eukaryota; Metazoa; Arthropoda; Insecta; Hymenoptera; Vespidae. Gene Ontology annotation, molecular function: hexose transmembrane transporter activity. Gene Ontology annotation, biological process: monosaccharide transmembrane transport. Gene Ontology annotation, cellular component: membrane.
UGUACUUUUGUCGUCGAAGGACGUUCACCAGUUCACGUUCCAUUCAGUUUAGUACGCGACUGGAUGUUUAAACGAAAGCUAGCUGUCAGCGAAUAGCCUUUUUAAAACAUACUUUUUCUCUCUCUCUCUCUCUCUCUCUUUUUUAAUCGUAUUAACUGAAAUAUCGUAACUCUUUGAGGAUUAAAAUGACGGAGGAAAAUCAAGAAUCAGACGUUUCUGCGCUAUGCAUCGAUGUAUCGAAAACCACGCCAGUUAGCGGUGAAUUAAAAAAAACUAAAGAAGAAAAUGAAAUUGAUCCUGAAUCAGGUAAAUGGACCCCUUUAUUGGUCUUGGCAGGAGCUACAAGUUGUCUGGGUUCCGCGUUACCAGCUGGAUACAGCUUAGGUGUAUUAAACAAUCCUGCAGAGAUAAUUCAGAACUUUUGCAAUCAAAGUAUUAUCGAAAGAUAUGACAUACAAUUGACUCAUAACGAGAUGAUGAUAUUAUGGGCUACCAUAGUAUCAAUAUUUUUAAUUGGUGGAGUAACUGGAUCUUUGGUAGCAAGUUGGUUAGCGGAUAGAUUCGGAAGAAAGGGAGCAUUGAUGACUGGAAAUAUAUUUGGAAUCGUAGGUGCUAUUCUCUUUCUCCUUGUACCAACAUUAAAUUCUGUUGAAUUGUUACUUAUAGGCAGACUAAUUGUUGGUCUGUCAGGAGGAUUAGCUACUAGUUUAUUACCCAUGUAUAUGACAGAAAUAGCACCUCUUAAAUUAAGAGGUGCUGUUGGAGUACUAUGUCAAUUAGGCAUCACAUGUGGUGUGUUUCUUGGACAAAUUGCAGGACUUGAUACAAUGUUAGGUACUGAAGAAAAUUGGCAUAUCAUGUUAGCAGGAUUUUCACUUUUAUGUGCAAUUGCGCUACUUCUUACCUUUGUACUGCCAGAAAGUCCAAAAUAUUUAUACAUAAUUAAGGAACAACAGAGUAAAGCUCUUAAAGAGUUAAGUCGUCUACGUAAUAUGGAUAUUAUGUUAUUACAAAACGAAGUUGCUGGUUUACAACACGAAUUCGUGACCAAAUCCUCGGCAGAUAAUUGGACGAUAGGUCGUAUAUUAAAAGAGCGCAGUGUUAGAUUACCUUUACUCCUAGUAUGUUCUCUUCAAUUUGGCCAACAAUUAACUGGUAUAAGUGCAGUAUUUUACUAUUCGAGUUCGAUAUUUAAAGAUGCAGGAUUAGGAACUACUGGAUCACAAUAUGCUACUCUUGGAACUGGCUUCGCUAAUAUUGCUAUGGCUGUGAUAUCUGUUCCUGUUAUGUCAUUAUUUCAUAGACGAAUUGUGUUAUUAAGUAGUUGUUAUUUGUGUAUCGGAUGUCUCAUCGUUUUAUGUACUUCCAUAGCUUUAAUCCAUACAGUUUCAUUUAUGCCAUGGGUAUGCAUAGUGGCAGUAAUGUUUUAUGUCAUCUUUUAUGGUAUUGGCCUUGGUCCAAUUCCUUUUUUUAUUGGGUCAGAAUUGUUUGAUGUUGGACCCAGACCUGUUGCAAUGUCUCUUGGAAGUGUUUGUAAUUGGGGUGGUAAUUUUAUUGUUGGAAUGUUAUUUCCAACGAUGCAAGAAUUACUCGGCCCUUACACCUUUCUUAUCUUUACAGGAUGUAUUUUACUUCUAGCACAAUUUGUUGGAUUCUAUUUGCCAGAAACACGAGGUAGAAGUACUAUGGAAGUUGCAGCAUCUAUUACGCAAGGAUUGAAAUCAAGGGUAAAUGCAAAGCCCGUUUAGAUAGUAAAUUUCUAAAAUUUUUGAACGUGAUGAUUAAUAAAAAAAGACGAUCUAUGUUAUAUAAAUGGUUUACUCCAUAAUCAAUAACGUUACGGAUAAAGUAAAGUAUUAUAAAAAGCAAUCAUGAAGGCAGUGGAAUCAUGAUUUAUUUGCAUGUUAUAUCAUUUGUUUUAUAUACGAAUUGUGUAAUUUUUGACGGAAAAAAUUAACUUAUUUUAAUUGUAUAUAUUUACAUGAACAUGUACACAAUCUACAUUCCCAUUGUAUCCAGUACAAUGGAUUAUUUAUAUAAAUUUAAUACGUUUUACGUUCUCA